Molecule: messenger RNA, 378 nt
Organism: Rotaria sp. Silwood1
Lineage: Eukaryota; Metazoa; Rotifera; Eurotatoria; Philodinida; Philodinidae
Source: the annotation of a GenBank genome assembly
AUGUCCAUGGUCACAAUUGGUUUGAGAAAAAAAAAAGAUGAUAUAUCAAAAGUAUUACGUGCUCAUAAUCGUUUACUAUCCACAUUAUGUCAAUCAUCUCAUCGUUUUAUUGAAAACGCUAAAGAAAUUUUUAAUACUUAUGAACCAAUCAGUGUUGAAACAUUUACUUCUGAAUAUCGUCGUAUGCUUUCAUUCAUAGUGAGUUCAUUUAAUGUUAAUCAAUUAUUACAUAUUUUCAGAACUAAUUGGCUCAUUGAUUUUACUGAUGAAAAUGAACACUAUUUAUUAAAAACAUUUCCAAAAAAUUUUUCAUCAUCAAAUUGUAGUUGUGCAAUAUCAUCAAGUUGUAAUGAACCAUUGACAGAUGAUAUUGUUUAG